Messenger RNA from Rhodamnia argentea, 1116 nucleotides. Its product is annotated as BTB/POZ and MATH domain-containing protein 3-like. Gene Ontology annotation, biological process: protein ubiquitination. The record is from RefSeq and is a predicted model, not a curated record. The coding region runs from base 1 to 1116 and encodes 371 amino acids. NCBI's taxonomy places the organism in Eukaryota, Viridiplantae, Streptophyta, Magnoliopsida, Myrtales, Myrtaceae. Gene Ontology annotation, molecular function: protein binding. The transcript is spliced from 4 exons.
AUGACCGCCGGACUCAACGAGUGCGACUCCAGAACGGCCUUCGAGACAGUGAACGGCUCCUACACGUUCGUGAUCACCCACUUCUCGGAGGCCCAGUCUCGGGGAGUGGGCCAGUUCGUGUUCAGCGAGACGUUCGCCGCUGGCGGCUACGACUGGGCCAUCUACUUCUACCCUGGCGGCAUGAGCCCAGAGGACAGCGAGUACUCGUCGGCCUUCAUUGCGCUAAUGACCGACGACUCAGACGUGAGGGCGUUGUUUGAGCUCAGGCUGGAGGACCGGAGCGGGGAGGGGAACCACCUGGUCUUCACCCUUUUCCAUCACCCCCUCGUGAAGGGCCCGCACACGCUCAUGUACCGGGAAAGCAUGUGGGGAUACCCUCGGUUCUUGAAGAGAGAUCAUCCAGAGGCAUCGCGCUACAUCAAGGACGACUGCCUUAUCCUGCACAGCACCGUAGGAGUCGUGAAGGCCAAAGUUGAGGGGCCGAGACACUAUAGAGUCGCCAUUCCGCCGUCGGACAUGGGUCAGGAUCUGAAGGCUUUGUUGGAAUCUGGAUUGGGAACCGACAUAGAAAUCGUAGUUGGCGACGAAACGUUUAAAGCCCACAAAUUGAUUCUUGCCGCUCGAUCUCAGGUAUUCAAAGCCCAGUUUUUUGGUCCUAUUGGCGAUCUCAACAUAGAGAAACUCGUUGUGGAGGACGUUGAUCCUUUCAUUUUCCAGGCAAUGUUGGAAUUUAUGUACACCGAUGAGUUUCCCGACAUCGGCGAAGUUGUAGGCUCGAUCUCUCCUUCUUCAUCCACCAAUGUAUUGCUACAUUUAGUGGCUGCUGCUGACCGCUACAGUCUCAAACGAUUGAGACUACUAUGCGAGUCAAAGUUGAGUGGGCAGAUCACCGAAGAUACGGUGGCGACGAUAGUCGUGUUGGCUGAUCAGCACCAUCUACACAAGCUGAAGGCAAUAUGCCUGGAUUUUGCUGUGAAUCCGGCAAACUUGGGAGGGGUGAUGAAGUCCGAAGGUUUCAAGCACCUGGAAGAGAAUUGCCCUUCGGUAUUGUCGGAGCUACUCUCGGCUGUCAGCAACCGGCAAACUCGAGGUUGCCGACCAUUCGAAGAGGAGUAG